Molecule: messenger RNA, 588 nt
Organism: Homo sapiens (human)
Lineage: Eukaryota; Metazoa; Chordata; Mammalia; Primates; Hominidae
Gene: CSTB
Product: cystatin B
Exons: 3
Coding region: 40-336 (98 amino acids)
Biological process (GO): negative regulation of proteolysis
Cellular component (GO): nucleus; cytoplasm
Molecular function (GO): protease binding; cysteine-type endopeptidase inhibitor activity; endopeptidase inhibitor activity
Source: RefSeq, marked reviewed
GCCGAGUCCCCUCGCCAGAUUCCCUCCGUCGCCGCCAAGAUGAUGUGCGGGGCGCCCUCCGCCACGCAGCCGGCCACCGCCGAGACCCAGCACAUCGCCGACCAGGUGAGGUCCCAGCUUGAAGAGAAAGAAAACAAGAAGUUCCCUGUGUUUAAGGCCGUGUCAUUCAAGAGCCAGGUGGUCGCGGGGACAAACUACUUCAUCAAGGUGCACGUCGGCGACGAGGACUUCGUACACCUGCGAGUGUUCCAAUCUCUCCCUCAUGAAAACAAGCCCUUGACCUUAUCUAACUACCAGACCAACAAAGCCAAGCAUGAUGAGCUGACCUAUUUCUGAUCCUGACUUUGGACAAGGCCCUUCAGCCAGAAGACUGACAAAGUCAUCCUCCGUCUACCAGAGCGUGCACUUGUGAUCCUAAAAUAAGCUUCAUCUCCGGGCUGUGCCCCUUGGGGUGGAAGGGGCAGGAUUCUGCAGCUGCUUUUGCAUUUCUCUUCCUAAAUUUCAUUGUGUUGAUUUCUUUCCUUCCCAAUAGGUGAUCUUAAUUACUUUCAGAAUAUUUUCAAAAUAGAUAUAUUUUUAAAAUCCUUA